Ectocarpus sp. CCAP 1310/34 is the source of this 1347-nucleotide messenger RNA. NCBI's taxonomy places the organism in Eukaryota, Phaeophyceae, Ectocarpales, Ectocarpaceae. The record is from the annotation of a GenBank genome assembly.
AUGCUCAUGGGGGCUUCAGCGAGCACCUUGUACACCCAGGGCGGAUCCUGGGGGCUGAAAUUCGUCCCUACAUACGAUCUCAUGGAGCAGGUUCAUACGUGCCUGGUGCCCUCGGAGAGAGACUUCUUGCUCGCUUGCCUAGACGAGAUGCACUGCCGGUGCGAUUCUCUUCUGCACGGAACAUGUGCCUUGUUCCGAGCAGAAAAGCAGGUAGCAGCCUUUCACGAGCAGGGCGCAGUGGAAGCCUUGUUGGAGAUGUUGGGCAUGUUUAAACUGGACGAGGUUUUCCUCCGACAAGCCGUGAGGACUCUCAUCCCCCUUUGCCGCCCGGACGAAGCGGUCUUGGAUCACUUCUUGGACCUGGGAGGAAGGGUAGUCCUCGACGAAACGCUCGAGAUGCACACGGAUGACCAUCACAUGUACUGCCCGGCAUGCCGCCCGCUUGUAGACUGCCCCGACCUAUUGGGACCCGCCGGCGAUCGGCUGUCAUCUGCCUCCGUUCAGCCGUGCCUUGGAAGAGGCGCCGGGAAACGACUUGUGUACAGGGGCAGCAGCGGGAACGGUCCCAUCGUCGACGAUGUGGACGACGAGGAUGAGAAUGCUGUGGACCCAACCUCCGACGACCUCGUAAGGAUACGAAGGCUGGUCGAACACAUGGAAAAGUUUCCGAAGACCCUUGACGUGGUCGAGCCUUGCGUCGACGCCCUCAUCGCCGUCGGGAAGUCUGGUGGGUAUGUGGUCGUCGCCGAGGAGGUCGGCUUCGUCGUCAAUACGGCGGUGCUGGAGAGUACGUGCUUGUUCAAGCUGGUCAAGGCCAUGAAAACCUUCGCCAACACCCGGUCCCUUCAAUGGAAGGGCCUCUUGGCCAUCAUCCACUUCGCGAAGAAGGACGAGGUGUGCUUCGACCUUGGCAAGGCGGGCGUGAUCCCGCUGCUGGUGGCGAUGUGGCCGCAAUGGGACGACGACGAGAUGCGCCAGCUCCUCCUGUGGGCCUUCAACGAGGUCGCGCGAAUAGACGAGAAACGGUGGCCGGGGGGCGCGGGCAAGCUGCGCAUGUCGGUGGAACGGGUCGGCACCUUGCUCCGAGAAGCGAUGGAGCCGGCCCCGGCGCGCCUUGCCGUGACGGGAGCAAUGGUCACCGCGGAGCAGGCCGGGCACUACUGCGUUCCCAUCAAGCUGAAGCGGCUCUACCGGGAGCGGAAACUCGGCAGCCCCUUCGCCAAGGGAGACGAGGAAGCGAAGAGGGAGAACGAGAAAAACGUCGCUGCUCUCGCCAGACCUCUAACCAAGGCACAGUUUGGCAAGGCCGGCGAUGGUUGGAAAGAAGGCGAAGAUGGGCUGCUAUAA